Molecule: messenger RNA, 1529 nt
Organism: Varroa destructor (honeybee mite)
Lineage: Eukaryota; Metazoa; Arthropoda; Arachnida; Mesostigmata; Varroidae
Source: RefSeq, a predicted model, not a curated record
AUUGAGAUAAAAAAAAAAAAAAAAAAAAGAUACCUUUCCCAACCUUGGUCCUCCUUGACAUCUUUCUCUGCUUUAUUUUACUUUUCUAGUUUUGUGCAGUCUAUCGGUGACCAGAACGAGAGAGCUAUUUUGACGUGGGUUGAAGUUAUUUUUGCCUACGGUUGAAAACCCGGUCUAUACUCGUAUACAUUACUGCGGUACUUUAAAGCAGCGGCUGUAGCCAUGUCUGACGUGAGGUUUUUUUUUGUCGUGGCCCUAGUCGCUACCAUAUCCUGUCAAGAAAAAGAUUCGAACGUUCCUCCAACACUUCGUGAAGGAACAGACAAGACUCCAUUUAUACCUCCACAAGUCCCCAGUUAUCCUGAGGUAGCAGGACAGUUCGCGAAAGUAAACGUUCAACCUCAUCACGGCCCAGUCAAGGUGGAAGCUCCGCUAACGAGGCUGUUUGUCGAUCGUCAAACCGGUGAUGUAAAUCUGCGUGCAGGUCCGGUGGCCCUCGACCUUGACACGGCGAAAGAGCAAAGACCGUUCAAACUCUGGAUCAACAUUCCAAAAAUCUUCAAUCUUCGCUUAGGCCAUCAAACAGACGGAACGAAUGUGUAAAUGUAUGUAUUCCGAUCCUGCGUGGGCUUAGCGGGUCCCUUCACCGUAUUCGGAAGACAUCGGUAGUUAGCCAUUACUAUUUGUUAUUUUUCCAACUAAUAAUGUCAAUGAGAUAUAAUCGAAAUAGAAAACAUUCGCGUGACUAGAAUAAUAAGAGGACACUCACGUUGAUAUACCUACUACACAGGAAAAAUAUUGAUAAUGGUAUAAUUUAUUGCUAUUGAAUGACCUGUCGAAUCCAUUUGGGCUUAUUAUGUUUUUUUUUUUUGUUUAUGAAUCACUCGUACGUGUAUUUGUGCAAAGGAAAGGUCUGAAUCGAUUACAUGAAGUUCAAAAAACAAUGCUUCGCUUUGAAACACGUGCUAAACGAUUUGCAGUUGGCGCAUCUCAAUAAAACAUAUUUCUUUUAUAUCAACUCUGAGAAUUGUUGUUGAGAGUAAUCGGCUUUUUUCGUAGGAGUCAGUUCUACAAUUGACUUCAAAGUCGAAUUGAAGGUCUACUAAAAAGCGCCAAUGUUUUUGGCGACUAUUGAUGGUUGUGACAGAAGUAGGUCUUCGAGCGGCUGCCAGAAGUUUACGAUAGAUCCCGAUGAGCCAACCUUUGUUUCACCAGAAUUUUUAUUCAUUAGUUAUGCUACUUACUAAUCGUGCAAGUUCGUUCUAUGAACAGAAGGAACUCUGCUACUACAGAAGGCUUUAGAAGGCAAACGAUUACUUGAUUAUCAUAGGGAGGUACGUCACAGCACUCAUAAAUCAAUACUUACCUGCUUAGUGCCAGACAUGUAUUUCAAAGUACAGUUAAUUCAAAACAAUUUACAAUCUACCAUCUUACCUUACCGGGAAUACAUUUAAACAAUAGACUGCUGAUUGUUUUGAAACAGACGAUGACUUUACUUUCGAUUUACAAUUGAAAUCAUGUGCUUUACC